Messenger RNA from Lytechinus variegatus (green sea urchin), 4040 nucleotides. RefSeq names its product probable ATP-dependent RNA helicase DHX37 (gene dhx37). Lineage: Eukaryota; Metazoa; Echinodermata; Echinoidea; Temnopleuroida; Toxopneustidae. Bases 138 to 3731 code for a protein of 1197 amino acids. Gene Ontology annotation, biological process: maturation of SSU-rRNA from tricistronic rRNA transcript (SSU-rRNA, 5.8S rRNA, LSU-rRNA). The transcript has 29 exons. Gene Ontology annotation, molecular function: ATP hydrolysis activity; ATP binding; RNA binding. The record is from RefSeq and is a predicted model, not a curated record. Gene Ontology annotation, cellular component: intracellular anatomical structure; nucleolus.
UUCAGUUUAUCGGUCCGGAUUUUCACGUGUGGUAAUCGAGAAAAGCUGUACGCUGUUGAUCCACUACACUACAGUCCAAAGUUUGUUUAAAUGUUAUAUUAUUGCCCAUGAGCCAAAAAACAGAGUUUUAAGUCGAUAUGGGGAAAAGAAAACGUAACUUCAAUGCUAGGGCACGUCAAAUCGUUGACGAUUCCGAGGUUAGGAAAGCCCAUCGGACUCCUUGCGUGGCUGUAGAAGAAGUAUCAACGGAUGGUCGUUCUUCCCUGCCCCCGGAACUCCCGGGUGCAAGUCACAGCUGUGUGCUGGACAGCAAUGCGCUGGUUUUGCCAGGCAAGAAAACGGAUACCGAUGUCGAGACGAAAAGACUGAAAGCCGAGCAAAAUCAGCCGAAGCAACUCAGUAAAAAACAACGUAAGAAACUGCAGAAAGUACUGGAGCAGAAAGAAAAGAAAUGGAAGCGAGCUGAGCUCCUUGCUUCUCUGGCUGAGCAUCAAGCCUCUACAGAGGAGAUGUCAAUGUUUUCUUCAUUUGCACACAUUGGCCAGAAGUCAAAUAAAAGGAAGCUGGAAAGUACUGGCAAGGUUAAAAUCAACAGUAUCAGUGGAAGUAACAAGAAAAAGAAAUUACGAGAAGAAGAUUGCAAAAGCACUGAUUCAUCAUCAUCUUCAUCCUCAGAAGAUGAGGAAGAGGAGGCUGAAGAAUUGGAGCUGAAUGAAUCAGAAGGAGAGGAACAAGAGAGGAGUGGAUCAAACAUUCACCAUACCAACAAGAAUAGUGUAUCUGUUGAAAGGACUUCAGUGAAAGAACAGAAUUCUGCUGUUGCUUUAAAUGAUAAGAAUACAAGAACUAAAGAUCAAAGUGAUAGUGAAAAGAAGACAAUGAAAGACGAAGUCAAAUCUGAACCUGCGACAUAUGUUCAAGUGAAGAGAUCACCUGAAAUUCAGGAGGCGAGGCUUGCAUUGCCAAUUCUUGCUGAGGAACAGGUAGUAAUGGAGGGUAUCCAUGACAACCCGGUUGUUAUCAUUUGUGGUGAGACUGGGAGUGGAAAGACAACUCAAGUACCUCAGUUUCUCUAUGAAGCUGGUUAUGCAAUGAAAGGUCUGAUAGGUGUAACAGAACCACGACGUGUAGCAGCAGUUAGUAUGUCACAACGUGUUGCCAAAGAGAUGAAUCUACCUCACAGUGUGGUAUCCUAUCAGAUCCGUUAUGCUGGCAAUGUUUCAGAUGAUACAAAGAUCAAAUUCAUGACUGAUGGUGUGCUCAUGAAGGAGGUCCAGAAGGAUUUCUUACUCACCAAGUAUUCUGUCAUCAUCAUUGAUGAAGCUCAUGAAAGGAGUGUGUAUACAGAUAUUCUGAUUGGUCUUCUAUCCAGGAUUGUACCACUGAGACAUAAAAAAGGAAACCCAUUGAAGCUUGUCAUUAUGUCAGCUACUCUGAGAGUUGAAGACUUCACAGAGAACAGGAGACUGUUCAAGGUCACUCCACCAGUCAUCAAGGUUGAAUCAAGACAGUUUCCUGUGACCAUUCAUUUCAACAAGCGUACACCUGUUGAAGACUAUGUCACUGAAGUAUAUCGUAAGGUUUUGAAAAUUCACCGGACCUUACCACCAGGGGGCAUCCUUGUCUUUGUUACUGGUCAAAAUGAGGUCAACACACUUUGUCGUAAAUUCAAGGCUGUUGGGAAGAGACCUGGACCCAAGCAGACAGGUACUGAAAAAUCAGGAACAGGUUCAAAUGAGGACCAGGACCUGAAAGAAGACCAGGAACCAGUCCAAGAAGAUCUGAAGAAGGAGGAAGAAGAGAAGAAGGCUUUCAAGAAAUGGAAAUUACCCAAGAUCAGUUUGGACAGUUAUUCAGCCCAGCCUCAUGAUGUGGAGAAUGAUGUUGAUGAGGAAAUAGAUGAUGAUGAUAAUGUUGAUAGUGAUGGCGAAUCAGAGGAAGAAGUUGAUGAUGAAGUUGAAGAGGAUGAGGAAAAGGCAUUGAAGCCAGAAGCUGCCGAGGACCAGGUCCCGAUGUAUGUCCUUCCCAUGUACUCCCUCCUGGCCCCUCAUCGACAGGCACAAGUUUUCAGAUCACCUCCAGAGGGCAGCAGACUGGUUGUGGUAGCUACUAACGUGGCUGAAACCUCUCUCACCAUCCCUGGCAUCAAAUACGUGGUGGACACUGGCAGGGUAAAGAGGCGUUUCUAUGACAAGGUCACUGGUGUAUCAUCAUUCAAGGUCACCUGGACGUCUAAAGCAUCAGCCAAUCAGAGAGCAGGAAGAGCUGGUAGGACUGAACCAGGUCACUGCUAUAGGUUGUUUUCCUCUGCUGUCUUUGGUAAUGAUUUUGAGACCUUUGACCCAGCUGAGAUCACCAGGCGUCCUGUUGAUGACCUCAUCUUACAAAUGAAAGAUAUGGGUAUAGACAAGGUGGUGAACUUUCCUUUCCCAACUUGUCCAGAGGAAGAGAGUCUGAAGGCUGCAGAAAGGUUAUUAAUCUCCCUUGGUGCAUUGGAACAACCUCCCAAACCAAAGACAUUCAGAGAUAUGAAGAAAGAGUUCUUCAGCACAAGGAUCACAGAUGUUGGUCGAGCCAUGGCAUGUUUACCCGUAGCCCCAUGUUAUGCUAAGAUGAUCUCAAUGGGUCAGCAAGAAGGAUGUCUGCCCUAUGUCAUAGCUUUAGUAUCAGCACUCACAGUCAGAGAAAUCUUUGAGGAAAGCUCUGUACAAGGAAACACAGAUGAAGAGAAAGAAGCACACAAGAAGUUGCAAGCAAGAGUGUUGCAUAACAAGAAAAUUUGGGCUGGAAAGGGUGAGAAAUCCCUUCUAGGAGACUUGAUGGUGUUGUUAGGUGCUGUAGGUGCCUCUGAAUACGCUGGAUGUACACCUGCAUUCUGUGCAUCACAUGGCCUAAGAUACAAGGCAAUGGUUGAGAUCAGAAAACUCAGAAGACUUCUCACAAAUGCAGUUAAUGCUGUUGAUAGUGAAUGUGGAGUCUUUAUGGAUCCUAAGAUGGCCCCGCCCACUUCCACUCAGGUGAAGAUGCUUCGUCAGAUUGUUCUAGCUGGCCUUGGACACCAUGUAGCCAAACGAAUGUCAGCUGAUCAGGAGGGCUUUCAACGAGGAGGUUAUCAGAGCGUUGGCAUAGAGGGCGCUGCCUUCAUCCAUCCCAAUUCUGCUCUAUUCAAGCAACUGCCGGAUUAUGUCGUCUAUCAGGAAAUCAUUGAGACCACCAAGCCUUACAUGAGAGGUGUUACAGCCGUUGAAGGAGAGUGGUUACCUGUUCUCUUCCCUAAUCUCUGUACCUUCUCCAAGCCUCUUGAAGAACCCACUCCUUCAUACCAUUCUCCAUCUGGGACAGUCAAGUGUCACAUGACCUGUACGUUCGGGAGGAAUGCAUGGCCUCUUCCAGCCCAAGAAUUGGACUUCCCAAAGAGUCUGGACAAAGUCAAAUGGUUUGGAAAAUUCCUUCUUGAGGGAAAGGUUAUACCUGGACUGAAGAAGUUUACCCCAUCUCUUCUUUCUACACCAAGUACUAUGAUCAAAUCAUGGGCAAAACUACAGCCAAGAACAGAGGUGUUAUUGAAAGCUCUGGCAGGGAAAGAAGUUGAUAAUAAAUCAUCUCUAAUUGAUGAAUGGAGGAAAGACAAACAAUAUUUGCUACUUGCCUACCAAGAAUGGAUAUCUAAAGAUCUUCAUGCAGACUUGGUGAUGUCAUGGCCUCCGAUAAAACUUGAUGAAGAUGAAUGAUACUAUCUCUGUAAUACACUCGCUCCCUUUAUGUCACUUUGGCAAUGGUUUCCAUUGUACGAGUACCACAUCAUGGCAUUUCUCAAUAGAUGAGCAGGACAGUUUCCUUUCAACUCACAUGAUGUCACUGUAUUCUACCACUUUCUGCAAAGACCAUUUAUGCCUCCAGGCAUCCUUUGUGAAAAGAUUGCAUUACAAACCUUCCAAUUCCAGUGCAAAAUAUUGGCUGUCUUGGAAAAUGAAACCUUUCCCAUUUUUGUCUCACCUGUGAAGCAGAGUGAGACUAUAGGCGCCGCUUUUCCGACGGCG